UGUAUUUGACAAGAAUGGCGAAAUAGUAUAAUUUGUUAUUUCAUAAUAUACAUACAGAUAAAAAGAAAACGUUGUAGUGAAAAGAAAUUUGGUUACAACAGGGAAACAAAUUUUUAGUGUAAAAAAGGUAUUCAAGCUGAUAUAGACACAAUACAAUGGAAAGUAAAGAACAAAAUGGAAAUUCGCAAGAAACCGACGAUGGGUCCAAACAAAACAAUGAAAACAGCAACAAAACAGAUUGUUAUCAAAAUGACGCCAAAGUGAUAGUGGAGCAGCAGGUAACGCUGGUUCAACCAUCAACAAGUAGUAAUGAAAACAAGAAACCCCAAUCGUUGGCAAAAUUAACGGAGCGCACUAAUACCAUUAUUAAAAAAUUGGCAACAAAACGUGAGCAAUUGCAGCUGCAAAAGAAUCGAGUAGAAAGCAAUAAAGAUGCCUUAAAAGAAAAUGAUAUGAAAGUGUUGAAAGCAUUGCAUGCUAUGGACAAGAAAGAGGCAUCGUUCUGGCCUAAUGGCAUCUUACCGAAUGGAGUUACUAAGCCCAAUAGAGCUAUAGCAAAAGUAGAAACAGUCAAGCCACUCCAACAGCACACGAAAAAACAGUUAGAAAACCUGGUAGAGGGCCUACAAGAAUUGGUACGGAAGCUAACGUUAAACGAUAACAACUUAAAAUCAAAGGCAGAACAAAUGUCCCAUCAGAUUAGUGGUUUACAGAAUUUUCCGAUAUUUUCAAAUUCGCUAUUAAAUGAGCCUUCUACCUCGGCAGAAGGAAGAAAGAGAAAUGGUUUUAGAAGAGAUUCUGAAAAGACAAUAACUAAAGAAAAGGAGCAAAAAACCAAAAAGAAAAAUAAAAAAGUUAAAUUAACUCCAGCAGAUAUUUUUGCUAAGUACAUUAAUGAUAUACUUACGCAAUAUUUUGGAGAAGAUCAAGCAGAGAAAAUAGAAAAAUAUAAAUGCUUAAAAAAACACAUAAACAACUUGGAGUCAUAUGCUAAGACAUUGGUUCAGGCUGGUUUCGGACGUAUUGUAGAGUCAGAAAUACGCAUAAAUCGAAAAAAUAAUAGGCAAUCGUUUAUAACAAUGUCCACGGAUAGAUAUACUAAAGAAAAGGAUGGCAUGAUCUUAAUGCCAGUGGCCCGACGCUAUGCUUUUGAAGGUGAUAUUGUUAGAGCGUUUGUUUUGAAUCAAGUAUCAGCUAAUAAUAAUACGACGACAACUGCAGAAGGCAGCUUGUCCAACAGAAAGAUUAGGAAAAUAUCGUCACACAUUACGGGAGGCAACAAUUCUGUGUCUUUAGCAGAAGAUGAAUUAUUAUCUGAUUCUUUGCCCGAAUCGGAUAAUGAGGCAAUAACCGAUGUCUUGGAUACCAGCAUGGCCACGGUAACGGAAAAUUGCCGCAAAGCAUUUGUUAUAAGAAUUGUAAAGCAAACCGAGAUGCGAGAAGUUGUGGGUACAAUAGGUUUUGUAGACACCACUGUUUUCAAAUCGGAUUAUUUCUUCAAACUAAAGCCACAUGAUAUGAGAGUACCCAUGGUUUAUAUACCCCAGAUUGAUUGCGUUGAUGAGAUGAUAGCCACUGCUGCGGAAGCUGUUAUAAGAGACAAUCUUUACGUGGUUAGAGUUUUAAAAACAGACAGAAACGGGCAUUGCAUAGGAGAGUUAGUACAGCAAGUGGGAAAAGUUGGUGAUUUGCAGGCAGAGAUUAAAGCCAUACUUUUGCACAAUGGCCUGAGGGAUAUAAAGCCUUAUGAGCAAAAAUUCCUUGAUAUGUAUAAAGACCCAAUGCCCCUACCCAACGAGGAAGAUUUAAAACAUCGUGAAGAUCUACGUAAGAAGUGUGUUUUUACCAUAGAUCCCCUAACUGCCAAAGAUUUAGAUGACGCGGUAUCGGUGGAAAAACUGAACGAUCAGGAAUACGAAAUUGGCGUACAUAUCUCGGAUGUUUCGUAUUAUCUGGAAGAAAACUCCGAAUUGGAUGAAAUAGUGAAAUAUCGAGCAACCUCGAUAUAUUUGGUUAACGAAGUCAUACACAUGCUGCCACCAUCUUUGUGUUUUAGAUGCUCUUUGCUGCCCGGAGAGGAUAAAUUUGCCUUUUCAGUUUUUUGGAAAUGGAACAGCGAAACACAAGAAUUCGGUGCACCUCGAUUUACACGUUCCAUAAUCAAUUCAUGUACUCAGUUUGCCUAUGAACAUGCUCAAAAGAUAAUCGAUAAUCCCACGGAAGAGUUUGAUACAGAUGAUUUUCCCGAUAUUGUAAAUGAAUGGACACCGAAUGAUAUUAAAUGGCGUGUAUUGUUGCUGCAACAGAUAGCCCAGCAGUUAAAAGCUAAACGUUAUGAAAACGGUGCAUUAACAAUAAAUAAUCCCAAAUUGCGCUUCCAAAUGGAUCCCAAGACGGGCGAACCUAUAGCCUACGAAAUAGAAGGACGUAAAGAAGCAAAUUUUCUAAUCGAAGAAUUCAUGUUAUUAGCUAAUCAGUCAGUGGCUAAAUUCAUACAUGAUCACUUUCCCGACACCUCCAUUUUGCGUAAUCAUUCGCCACCAUUACAAAAAUCUAUGCAAGCUUUGAAGGAGCGUUUAAACAGUAUGGGUUUAGAAUUCGACAUUAGUUCAUCGAAAGCUGUUCAAGAUAGUAUUCAGCGAUUAACUCAACAAGCCAGCGAUCCAAAUGCUGUGGAUAUUUGCUUGAGUGCUUUACUGACAAAACCAAUGGCCAGAGCUAAUUAUUUCUGCAGUGAGGGUAAAACUGAAGAGGCAGACUUACGGCAUUAUGCUUUAUCUGUUCCAAUAUACACACAUUUUACCAGCCCAAUUCGUCGUUAUCCCGAUAUACUUGUUCAUAGACUACUUGCCGCUGCCCUCAAUUACUGCCCACCACCUAAAAGAACCGCCGACGAAUUACAUCAUUUGGCAAAAAUUUGCAAUGAUCAAAAAUAUAAUGCCAAAAAUGCCGGUGACGAAGCAAUUGAACUAUUCUUUACGCGUUAUGUCAAAGCCAAACAGUCGAUCACUGUUAAAGCGGUUGUCACCGAGAUUUCUAAACUCACGCUGAGUGUUGUAACUAUCGAUACCGGUCACUCAAUAUCAAUUACGUACAAAUUACAAAAGGUUCUAGUGGAUACAACCAAUGUGCCUAACUCGAUUUGCAUUACGGAGAAAAAUUCACAAAUACCACCACUAAAGUUACAGCUUUUCUCGACCUUAGAUAUAAAUUUAGUUUUGCGCAGUAACAAAAUAUGUGGUUUCUUUGCUUCGCCCGAUAUGAACCAGAGACGUGAAAAUAGUAAAGAAUCCUCGAAAAAAGAAAAACUAUCGAACAAUGGCAUAAGACAUCGUCAUCAAAGCGAUUCUAUAUCCGAACAAGAUGAGGAUAUCAACCAACAAAGAUCAUCAUCGAAUUCGAGAAAGAGAAAUAUGCAAAUGAAAAACAGGAAGGAGAAUGGAAGAUUUUAUGCACUUGCGAAUGACAAGUAAAUUAGAGGAAUGGAAUAAUGACGACAAAUUAUAAUUUAUGCAUCUCAUAGAUUUUUUUUUUUUAUUAUUUUUUUUUUUUUUUUUGGUUGAGUAAUUUUGUAAAACAGUCGGUACCUCUUUUCCUUAUUGUGAGAAACUUUUAAUUCGAAAUAUUUAUAAACCUCUGGUUAAACACAGGACAAGUAAGAGUAAAUUGUUUACUGUGGCUGUUUGAACAUUAUAUUGUUAAAAACUAAAUGACUACUAGAAUUUUUAAAAAAAUUUCAAUUCGAAAACUCACAAAUUAUAAAAACGAUUUUUUUUUAAAAAUGAUUUUUUGUUUUACAAUACCAUAAGCAUGGUAGAACAUCACUAGGUAGAAUUAUAAGAAAGUAUGUACUAUCUCAAUUAUACAUUUAUUGUAACUUUAAACAAAAGAAUUUGUAAAAUAAUUUUAACAAAAAUGUAUAUUUAUUUUAUAAAAAAAAUAGCAGUGAUUAAAUCUAUAGUUUGACGUUGUGGUAAUACAUAUUGACAACUCCUCCUGAUAAUUGUACCUAGUCUAAAUUGCUCCAUGAAUUUAAGUAUUUAGUGGAAUUUUCAAUUAAUAUAUAUUUAAUUUCUCAGUAUGUAUGUAGUUUUUCCCCUACAUAAUUUUAUAACUUGAUAUUAAAACAAAUUUCACUAGUGUUUUGAAAUUUUUAUUUUCGUUUAUUUAAACGACUAACAACAUUUUUCACCAGCCGCUGCCAUUUUGCCAUUAUGGCGGGGUUACAAAAGAUGUAUAAUCUUAAUAGAAGUGGUGUAUUUUAGAUUUUAAAUUAUUAUUUUAUUAUUUACAAACACAAAUUGAAGACAUCAAAUAAUAAUAAAACAUAACAUUACAUGUAUUUCCUUCCAUCUUGCCAUUACUUAUGGCAGGUUUAAAAAAGACGUACAAUCUUAGCUGAAGUGUUGUAUUUUAGAUUUUAAAUAAAAGCUACAUUAUUUAUAUAAAAAAAAUAUAUACAUAUAAUUUUUUAACUAAAAACAUUACAAUUUUUAUUCCCUUCAGAUUGAAAAUUAUUUAAAAAAUAAAAUGUUCAUUAAAUAAGUGUUCGUUCAUGUAUCAAAAAACUUAACAAAAUUGUAACAACUUGUAAUUGCGAAUUAAGACGUAAAAGUUGUUUCGUGUUACUGUACAAAGCUUAAUUUAUAUGUACAAUACAUUUCACUUAAAAGCUUUUUAUUGAAGCUAUUUUUCAUAAAUAUAACUUUUUAACAGUGAUUGUGUUUUGAAUAAAAUGUAUGUAUUUCUUUAAGUUAAAUUAAUGGCAAAAUACGAUGAAUAAAAAAGAUUUUUUUUUUUAAAAUUAAAAA
Molecule: messenger RNA, 4811 nt
Organism: Calliphora vicina (urban bluebottle blowfly)
Lineage: Eukaryota; Metazoa; Arthropoda; Insecta; Diptera; Calliphoridae
Gene: Dis3l2
Product: Dis3 like 3'-5' exoribonuclease 2
Exons: 3
Coding region: 156-3473 (1105 amino acids)
Biological process (GO): miRNA catabolic process; mRNA catabolic process
Cellular component (GO): P-body
Molecular function (GO): 3'-5'-RNA exonuclease activity; RNA binding
Source: RefSeq, a predicted model, not a curated record